Zea mays is the source of this 2193-nucleotide messenger RNA. Its product is annotated as Protease Do-like 2 chloroplastic. Gene Ontology annotation, molecular function: protein binding; serine-type endopeptidase activity. The record is from RefSeq and is marked provisional. NCBI's taxonomy places the organism in Eukaryota, Viridiplantae, Streptophyta, Magnoliopsida, Poales, Poaceae. Gene Ontology annotation, biological process: proteolysis.
GAAACAAACACCCAAAUCAAACCCGCGCGUCGCCAGCCGCAGCACCAAUGGCGUGCGUCGCCGCGCUCUUCGCCUCCCCGGCGCUCCUCCCCUUCCCCUCCACCACCUCGUCCAUGGCCUCCUGCUCGUGCCGCCUCCGCCCCGCCGUCGUCGCCCGCGCGCCGCGCCAGCAGCCGCGGGGCCGGCGCGCGCUCCGGCGCUUCGAUGAGGUGGAAGGGGUGUCGAAGAAACGGCGCGGCAUCGGAGGCGGUGGCGGCGUCGGCGCUGGCGGGUCGCAGCCGUCGUCCUCGCGCAGGGAUAGGGGGCUUUCCGUCGAUUUCAAGGAGCCGCAGGUUGCUGAGUUUGAUGAUCUUGAAGAGGACAAAUUCCUUAAUGCUGUCGUCAAGGUCUAUUGCACUCAUAUCGCACCCGAUUAUGGUCUUCCUUGGCAGAAGCAAAGGCAACAUUCAAGUAGUGGGAGUGCUUUUAUGAUUGGGGAUGGUAAACUCUUGACAAAUGCGCAUUGCGUUGAGCACGACACCCAGGUCAAAGUAAAGAGAAGGGGAGAUGACAAAAAAUAUAUUGCCAAGGUUUUAGCUAGGGGUGUUGAAUGCGAUCUUGCGUUGCUAUCUGUUGAGAAUGAAGAGUUCUGGAGAGGAACAGAGGCACUUCAUUUUGGUCGUUUGCCAUGCCUUCAGGAUUCAGUAACUGUUGUGGGAUAUCCUCUUGGUGGAGACACUAUAUCUGUAACAAAAGGCGUUGUGUCGCGCAUUGAGGUCACUCCAUAUGCACAUGGAACAUCAGAUCUUCUUGGCAUUCAAAUUGACGCAGCCAUAAAUCCUGGAAACAGUGGGGGACCAGCCUUUAAUGAUCAAGGGGAGUGCAUUGGUGUGGCAUUUCAGGUGUACAGGUCAGAUGAAGCUGAAAAUAUUGGAUAUGUUAUUCCAACUACAGUUGUAUCCCAUUUCUUAAAUGACUAUCAGAAAAAUGGAAAGUACACAGGAUUUCCAUGUUUGGGUGUCUUACUUCAGAAAUUGGAAAAUCCGGCAUUGCGUGAAAGCUUAAAAGUACCUUCAAGCGAGGGUGUUCUUGUUCGUCGGGUGGAACCUACUGCUCCAGCAAGCAGUGUUUUGCGAAAGGGAGAUGUAAUUGUUAGCUUUGAUGGUAUCGCAGUAGGAUGUGAAGCAACAGUACCAUUUCGGUCCACAGAACGGAUUGCUUUCCGCUAUCUCACAAGCCAAAAGUAUGCAGGCGAUAUUGCCCAGCUAGGAAUCAUUCGUGAUGGCAAUUCCAUGAAAGUCCAGACUAUUUUGCAGCCAAGAAAACAUUUAGUGCCGUUUCAUGUUGAGGGGGGACAACCUUCUUAUCUGAUUGUUGCUGGCCUUGUCUUCACACCUUUAACAGAACCAUUUAUAGAGGAGGAAUGCGAAGAUACACUAGGGCUGAAAUUGUUAGCAAAAGCACGUUACUCUCUAGCAACCUUUGAGGGGGAGGAAAUUGUUAUUGUGUCGCAGGUUUUGGCGCACGAGGUCAACAUUGGGUAUGAGCACAUGGGCAAUCAACAAGUCAUGAAACUAAACGGAACCACAAUAAAGAAUAUCCAUCACCUUGCUCAUCUUGUGGACACCUGUAAAGACAAGUUCCUGACGUUCGAAUUCGAAGACGACUUCCUUGUUGUUUUGCAUCGAGAAGAAGCGGAUGCUGCAUCAUCGGACAUUCUCAAGGAACAUGCCAUACCGUCCAUACGGUCAUCUGAUCUAUCAGAACCAUAUGCAGAAGCAAACAAUAACGAGAUACAGAAAACAAGCGAGGAUUUUGGUGAAAGUCCUGUCACAAACUUUGAGAUGGGGAUCGAUUGUCUCUUGUGGGCAUGAUCGUUCUCUUUUAAUGGAUGAGCUACUGAGGAUGAAGUUUCAGCUAAAUCUGCAGUAGUGAAAUGCAAGCAUCUGCCGGCGAACAACGGUGGUCGUAGGAAUACUCUCCCAAUGUGUAGUGCAUGCAAUGCAAGUACCUUGCGGCAAAGCCGAGUCAUGUUGUAUGUUAGCAUAGACAGAAUUGAGAGAUAUGCUGUACGCUAGGAGCCAUAGGAUGAUUUGUUCAUUUUCAAUCUUUAGGCAGUCAGGAAUUUAAGGGAUUGUACAAUUUGUCCACCAGCGAUCCUGUAAAGCUCGGACAUGCAAAUAUGCAAUAGACCGUCCAGAAAUUUUGUUGGUU